AUGCAGUGCAACAACAACCUGAAGCAGAUUGGGCUGGCUCUACACAACUACCAUGAUACCUUUGGAUGUUUGCCUGCAGGUUAUCAUGACGUCGACUACGCCUAUCGUCUUGAGCCGAUCUAUGGCUGGGCCGUUUCGAUUUUACCAUUCUUGGAAUUGAACAAUCUCUUCGAGGAACUCGAUCCUAAUCACAUUCCGUUAAGAGCUCGCUAUCAUUCUGGCUACACCGCAGAUGACCAGCGCCUUCUUCAAACACGAAUUGACGCGUAUCGCUGUCCCUCGGAUAUCGCCGGGGAUACCCACGCGUUUGUCUUUGGUGCGACGGAUCACUUCUACCCAGGAACAUCAAAUUAUGUUGCCUACGGAGGAGCUGGCGAUACAACGGUGACGCUUCGCGACAACAACGACGCGCAUGGUACAUUCUUCGGCGGAUCGUAUCUUAAGUUUCGUGAUAUCACAGAUGGAACCUCGAACACGUUUUUCGUUGGUGAACGAGAUGCAAGCAAG
Molecule: messenger RNA, 507 nt
Organism: Symbiodinium sp. CCMP2456
Lineage: Eukaryota; Dinophyceae; Suessiales; Symbiodiniaceae
Source: the annotation of a GenBank genome assembly